Molecule: messenger RNA, 1328 nt
Organism: Drosophila arizonae
Lineage: Eukaryota; Metazoa; Arthropoda; Insecta; Diptera; Drosophilidae
Product: odorant receptor 67d-like
Biological process (GO): detection of chemical stimulus involved in sensory perception of smell; sensory perception of smell
Cellular component (GO): plasma membrane
Molecular function (GO): odorant binding; olfactory receptor activity
Source: RefSeq, a predicted model, not a curated record
CUAUACAAGGUGAGUAGGCAUCUCGCCAGUGCUCCAUGUCUAAACUGUGCCUUCGCCUAGGUUCGUCGACCAGUGCAAUGACAUGUUCUCUGUUAUGGUAUCUGUUCAGGUGACAACCUCUGCCGUAUGCAUUGUCAUCACAGUCUUCUCGCUGCUCACCAGCGACUGGAUCGGAGGAUAUUGCUAUUUCUGUGUGCUCGUGCCCAAUAUGUAUCUCUACUGCAUACUAGGCACAAUGCUCGAGAACUGUAGUGAAAAAUUCAUGUACGAGAUGUACAACAUCUCGUUCUACAAUCUCAAUCCGAGUCAACAACGAUUUGUUCUCUUCAUGCUGGCCAGGAGCCAGCAGCCAGGCGCAAUCCUGCUGCUCGGAGUGAUGCCAUUGUCGGUCAGCAGUGCUCUGCAGGUAACCAAAAGUAUCUAUAGCAUUACCAUGAUGAUGGCUAGAUUUUUACAAAAGUAAUCAACACUUGAUGCGCAUCUGAUGAACAUUUGGUGCUUAUAUAUAAAUCUGAUAUUAUAGUCGGUGUUCAGGCAACUCGCAGCAGGUAGUUAUAGCAGCCAUUUGGCUGGCAGCACCAAACGAUUUAUGAAUUAAUUAAAUGUUUACCAACUAGCAACAGAGCUGUUUUAUGUUCCCUUGCCGGCGGAAAGGAGCUGCUGCUGCCACCUGGUAGCUUAUGGGAUGAAUUGCUAGCGAUAGUUUUUUACCCAGGCGGCAGCGUGUCUUGCUGCCUGUCUUGGCAGCGUGUCUUACGUUUUGCUGCGUCACUUUUAUGUUUUAUUACUUGACUUCCGCCAGCCGCAGCAUAAAGCUGCCGUGCACACACACACACACACACACACAUAGGUAAAAUAGGAGCAGCAUGUCGAAGUCAGCGUAAAAGCGCAAUUGCAAGACGGCCGAUUGGCGCUCGUGUGCGUGUGUGUGUACAUCUGUGUUUGUGUGUGUGGGAGCACGGCAAGCAUAAAAAGCGGCUUUAGCUGGCUGUUAUGCCCUGUUUGUUGUUGGCUUCAGCAGCAGACAUGUCCUGGCCCGAGCGCUCGCUGCCUGGAAUUCCAAUUCUCGCGAGCUUUCGCUGCCUGCUUGCAGCAAUUUAUGAUUUAAUGGCAGGGCAACCAUGCUUUAUUGCAACUUUUGUUGCAUUUUGUAAAAUUGAAUUAUGUGCAAUAGUCGUUUCGAGCGAUGGCGAGCAAAGGUAAGCGGAAGUGCAUCAUUAAACGGGAGCAAUGACCGCCGCAUAAGUAACUCCUGCUGUUGGCCAACGAUCCAGCAGGACAGUCACUACAUUGCAAUAUAAUCAGGGCAGUGCCUAUUUAAGAAUUCU